AUGAUGUCCGACUUUGAGGAGGUGCUGGACAAAAAGGAGCGGUUCGAUGAGCGGGACGCAUUUUUUGAGGGCGGAUAUCAGUCGGACUACACCGGAUAUCACUCGAGACCAAAACCCCUCUCCACCGUCCCGCACUAUCGUCAGAAUCGACCGGAUCCAUUGGCUUUUGAUAAUGCCAUCGCCAAGGGCAAAUACAGCAACGGGGUGCGCGCGCAGAUUCAGAAAAGCCAACCGAUCACUGCACUCGGGAGGACGCUUUCCGAAAUUAAGGCCCGUCAGAGUAUGGAGACGCUGGUGGAGAGUAGUCCCUCUCGCCCUUCCUCCACGACCCCGUUUGACCCGGCGCUUCUCACCUGUUCCUCGAGGCUGACCACCAGGAGUGAGCACGAUCUGCUGCCGCCAAAGUCUCCGAGAACCGAGACCAGUAAUCUCCCGUGGAGAAGCCCAGGGACCGCAGCCCCACCGCCACUACCGAAGGAAAGCCGCACAACAACCCCUUCAAACCCUGGCAACAUUGAGGAAUUUGCCUCGAUGCGACGUGGCCGGGAAAGUGGCUUACCAGCGCCGGAAGGGCCAAGGAUACGAUACUACUCGGCUUCUCCGAAAUUGCCAAGGAGAUUCACGGCAGCGCCGAACUUGGAUGAAGCCGGUUUGAAUGGCCAUUCGGUGGAAAAUGGGCACACUAAUGGCCACCACCAUCCUGUCGCCCCUCCCAAACCGCCACCAAGAGAUACACGCUCGAUUUCCGUUGGCACCGGCCCGAUCCCACCGCCGAAACCUUGCAUCGAGUGCCCGGAGCUGAAGAAACGUCUCGACUACGUUGUCGCAAAUCCAGCCAUCCCUGAGAAGCCCAAGAUGCGCGAGUCCGGUACUUGUACGGCGGCUAGGCCGACGGUCAGCGACGCGUGCAUCGGCGCCGACAAGCUCACCCAGAUCAACAUUGGCAUCGCCACCGAUAAGUAUGAAGAGCCGAAACCGGAAGUCCUGCAUCAGGAAGCUCAAACGCCCCAAAAAGAGCUGCUCUCCGUCGGCGUCGAGAUACGGCCAAAGAUGUAUACCGUAAACCUCGAUACUUUUGACUUGGAGAAGCGCGAGCUGGCCCAUACUUCGUGUAACACGGAUGGGGAAUUUGUCCCAGCCGAGCCAUCAGUACCCGUCGAAGAAAAAUGCUACGUCGACGGCCACUCUCAAUUCGAGACGAUUACGGUAGAAGUGGGAUGCGGUGCGGAGAUUGACGUGAAACACAGUGAAACAAUGACGAAUCGCGUCUACCAAAGGACCUUGCCUGUACAAACUACAGAAGUGGAGACGAAAGAAAUGGCCUGCAGUCCUGUCGCAUCACUUUUAGAGCUUCAUAUUGAGGAAUUGAAAGCGCAGCUAGCGGCCGCUUCGAUCGCUUCCUCCCCGGCCACCCCUUCCACUUCAGAUGCCGAGGCUCAAACAGAAUUGGAAAUCGAGCUCCUUCACGAGCUGUCCGAGCCGCGGCUUUUUGCUGAGGCUGAAUUGACGGAUAGUAUCUGGUUAUCGCCCGAGAAAGUGAUGUCCGAUGCGUCUUGCGAGACUGAAGAGGUCGAAGCUCCGGAAUGUGAAAAAUGCCAUCAGAAAGAAAACGUCUUCUUGCGAAACGUGGGCGUCGGGGCUUGCUCGGUGACGGACAAGGUGUGUGCCGGUUGUGAUGAGGCCAUGGCCGAAGUCGACGAGAAUGAGGUCCCCGGCUUCUCCCCACCGACCAUCGAGUUGACCCGGGCAACGGCAACCAAAAAGCUGCUCGAGCAGACGACACCAUUUGUCAGAGGCACCCAAAUUUCGCGGUCUUGCCGCGAGACGAAACGGAGCAAUUCGGGAGACGAUUUGGAGUACCUGGAGCAGCAGCAUAUUAAGAAGGCGCAGAAAGAGCCAUCACCUUCGUCUGCCCCAACCGUUCCUUCCAUUGAUAACGCCGAAGCGUUGACCGGAAAGGUCGUGCUCAAGAAGGAACCAGCAACUCCUUCACCAUGCAAAGUUCCGGACCCGAUCCCAGCUCGGAUUCCGCGGCCAAAGAUUAGCAAGUACGCCGUCCCCCAUGGUGAGGCCGAGACCCCGGACGAGAUGGACGAGGCUCAGGAUCGACUGACUCCGCUGCGCUCCGAGCUACGGGUACUCGGAAGGUGGAAUCGGCCAAAUACCUACGAGCCGCCAGUAGAAGAGCGAUCAUCAGAAGGGACGAGAACAAGCGAUUCUGAUGGUGAGGGCGCCGAGUCCGACGACAGUGAGGGAACCUACGAGUGUCAAGACGAACUCACCGAGGGCACCCCAUUCGAAAUCUCUGCCCCAUUGAUGGACGCCCUGAAUUCGUUGAAUGGUCAUCUACAAAACAUCGAGAAAGAACCUACGGAAUGGGCCCUAAAAUACGUUCAGCACGAGUGGCUAAAAACCGCGGCGCGGAAGAACUCGCAGGCCGCGCAUGUUGAGGUCCUACUUGAAGCCAUCCGGGGCAUUGAUGCAAAGCUGCUGAAAGCCGUUGUCAAUCUGACCGACCAGAAUGGGAAUUCUGCUCUGCAUUAUGCCGUUUCGCACGGAAACUUCCCGGUGGUGUCGUCGUUGCUGGACUGUGGGGAGUGCGAGCUGAACUUGGCGAACAAGGCCGGCUACACCCCGGUAAUGCUGGCGGCGCUCAGCAACCUGGACGACGACAUCGAGAAGACUGUCGUCGCCAGACUCUUCCAAGCCGGUGACGUCAACGCGAGGGCUACACAACACGGCCAGACCGCGUUGAUGCUGGCUGUAUCGCAUGGAAAAUUCCCCACCACGCAACUGCUCAUUGAGAAUGGGGCUGACGUUAAUAUUCAGGAUGAGGAGGGAUCCACAGCUCUUAUGUGCGCAGCUGAACACGGCCACCGCGACUUGGUCAAGUUGCUCCUCGCCCAGCCCGAUAUUGAUGCUCAGCUCGCCGAUUGUGACGCCUCCACCGCCCUGAAAAUCGCCGUCGAGAAUGGGCACAGCGACAUCGGGGUGCUCAUCUAUGCGCAUCAGACCUACACCAGGCCCGACUACGCA
Mesorhabditis spiculigera is the source of this 3036-nucleotide messenger RNA. The record is from the annotation of a GenBank genome assembly. Lineage: Eukaryota; Metazoa; Nematoda; Chromadorea; Rhabditida; Rhabditidae.